AUGUCUCUCAACACUCGAAAUGGGUGUGUUCCACCCUCCCCAGCUAUUGUUGCCCCGCCUUCGCCCACAAAUCUGCGACUAACUGUUGGGGAUCCGGUCAGUGAGCCGGCGAAUGAACCUGAGGAGCGAGUUCUACAGGCCGGAUAUUGGGAACAUGGCCGCUUUUAUGGUUCUUGGAAGAUUGGGAAGUACCUUUUCCCAAUUGACAAGGAGGAGCUCAAUAGGCUAGAUAUCUUUCACAAAUUCUUUAUGGUGGCAAGAGAAGAUCGCAUCACUGAGACUCCCCUUGACAAAGAGGGACGGCCUAAGAUUAUGGAUCUUGGAACAGGCACGGGCAUCUGGGCAUUCAAUCUUGUAGAAGAGUUCGCCACGGAUGCCCAAGUCCUGGCCGUCGAUCUCAACCAGAUUCAGCCAGCUCUGCACUUGGUCCCUGGGGGAUAUAUCGAGCACCUGGAGGUAGACUGGACACCACAGUGGGAGGACGAAAAUAUCCCAACGCAUUCGGCUCUGCGCGAGUGGGCUCACCUAUUCCAGCGCGCCAUGCGUCGAUACCACCGUAGCGUCACAGUAUCGUGUGAAGACGCCCAAGACAUGAUGGAGGCUGCUGGUUUCACCGAAUUUACCGAAACUACUAUGCGGUGCUACGUGAAUCCGUGGUCUCCCGAGCGCCUUCCCCGAGAGUCUGCUCGCUGGUUCAAUCUCGCCCUCAGCCUAGGUCUCGAGGCCAUGAGCAUGAUGCCUAUGAUUGAGAAACUUGGUAUGACCAAGGAGGAUGUUCUGGACCUCUGUAGUAGAGUCAAGAAGGAGAUAUGCAUUCUGCGCUAUCACGCCUACUGCACCCUGUAA
Molecule: messenger RNA, 846 nt
Organism: Trichoderma virens Gv29-8
Lineage: Eukaryota; Fungi; Ascomycota; Sordariomycetes; Hypocreales; Hypocreaceae
Exons: 4
Coding region: 1-846 (281 amino acids)
Source: RefSeq, a predicted model, not a curated record